Trichechus manatus latirostris (Florida manatee) is the source of this 1554-nucleotide messenger RNA. It is a transcript of the gene LDHD, whose product is annotated as lactate dehydrogenase D. Gene Ontology annotation, cellular component: mitochondrion. Gene Ontology annotation, molecular function: D-lactate dehydrogenase (cytochrome) activity; D-lactate dehydrogenase (NAD+) activity; FAD binding. The transcript has 11 exons. The record is from RefSeq and is a predicted model, not a curated record. NCBI's taxonomy places the organism in Eukaryota, Metazoa, Chordata, Mammalia, Sirenia, Trichechidae. The coding region runs from base 1 to 1530 and encodes 509 amino acids. Gene Ontology annotation, biological process: lactate catabolic process.
AUGGCCUCUCUCCUCCGGGCAACGACCUGGGGCCUGUGCCCCUGGAGGGGCUACUGCUCCAAGGGGACGCAGGGUGCACUCAGCGAGGGCUUUGUGGCAGCCCUGAAGGCAGUGGUGGGGCCCCCUCAAGUGUCUAUGGCUGCUGCCGUCCGAGAGCAGCAUGGGCAGGACGAGUCCAUGCACAGGUGCCAGCCUCCAGACGCUGUGGUCUGGCCCCAGAAUGUGGACCAGGUCUGCCGGCUGGCAGCUCUGUGCUACUGCCAGGGUGUGCCCAUCAUCCCCUUUGGCACCGGGACAGGGCUUGAGGGUGGAGUCUGUGCUGUGCAGGGCGGUGUCUGCAUUAACCUGACCCACAUGGACCGGAUCGUGGAGUUGAAUCCCGAAGACUUCUCAGUGGUGGUGGAGCCUGGCGUCACCCGCAAAGCUCUCAACACCCACCUGUGGGACAGCGGCCUUUGGUUCCCUGUGGACCCAGGUGCAGAUGCCUCACUCUGUGGCAUGGCAGCGACCGGGGCCUCGGGCACCAAUGCUGUGCGCUAUGGCACCAUGCGGGAAAACGUUCUGAACCUGGAGGUGGUGCUGCCCGACGGGCGGCUGCUGCACACUGCGGGCCCGGGCCGUCAUUUCCGCCCCAGGCCUUGGGCCAGACGUCCAUCAGCACGUGGCCUGGGCACUCACCUGCCUUAUGUGUCUCCGGGGUCCAGGAAGAGCGCAGCUGGCUACAACCUUACGGGGCUCUUUGUGGGCUCUGAGGGAACACUGGGACUCAUCACAGCCACCACCCUGCGCCUGCACCCUGCCCCUGAGGCCACGGUGGCCGCCACCUGUGCUUUCCCCAGUGUCCAGGCUGCUGUGGACAGCACCGUGCACAUCCUUCAGGCUGCAGUGCCUGUGGCCCGCAUUGAGUUCCUGGAUGAUGUCAUGAUGGAUGCCUGCAACAGGCACAACAAGCUGAACUACUCAGUGGCACCCACGCUCUUCCUGGAGUUCCACGGCUCCGAGCAGGCCCUGGCAGAGCAGCUGCGGCGAGCAGAGGAGAUCACCCAGCACAACGGGGCUUUCCACUUCUUCUGGGCCAAGGAGGCUGAGGAGCGCAGCCGGCUCUGGACAGUGCGGCACAAUGCCUGGUACGCGGUCCUGGCCCUGCGGCCGGGCUGCAAGGGCUAUUCCACUGACGUAUGUGUGCCCAUCUCCCGGCUGCCAGAGAUCCUGGUGCAGACCAAGGAGGACCUGAAGGCCUCGGGACUCACAGGAGCCAUUGUUGGGCAUGUGGGUGAUGGCAACUUCCACUGUAUCCUGCUGGUGGACCCAGAGGACCCUGAGGAGCUCCAUAGGGUCGAGGCCUUUGCACAACAGCUGGGCAGGCAGGCACUGGCACUCCACGGGACAUGCACUGGGGAACAUGGCAUUGGGCUGGGCAAGCGGCAGCUGCUGCAGGAGGAGGUGGGUGCCGUGGGUGUGGAGACCAUGCGGCAGCUCAAGGCCAUGCUGGACCCUCGAGGCCUCAUGAACCCAGGCAAGGUGCUGUGAGAGGCUGUAAGCACUCAGCCCACC